AGGAGAGAUGGAGAGUGAGGGAGGAAUGGAAGGAGAAAGGGAGGGGAGGGGAGGAUGGAGAAAGAGGAGAGAGCUUGUCGGCUGUGUUUUGAUGUUUUGUAGUAAAUGAGCUCACGGUACGGUGUACCCUAAGACUGAAAUCACACAACACACUACACACACACACACAAAACAAACAGGUCAGCUAGCUGUGUUGUUUUAGAUCAAAUUAAUGUUACAUUUCUUCUAGGAUUUGUGUUAUGAAAUCUUCUGAGUUGUUCAAAUGACUGUUUAUGUUUCCCUACCUAGAUAGUAGUGGUCCAGAACAGACUCAUCUAGAUAGUACUGGACCAGAACAGACUCAUCUAGGUAAUAGUGGACCAGAACAGACUCAUCUAGGUAAUAGUGGACCAGAACAGACUCAUCUAGGUAAUAGUGGACCAGAACAGACUCAUCUAGGUAAUAGUGGACCAGAACAGACUCAUCUAGAGAGUAGUGGACCAGAACAGACUCAUCUAGGUAAUAGUGGACCAGAACAGACUCAUCUAGAGAGGAGUGGACCAGAACAGACUCAUCUAGGUAAUAGUGGACCAGAACAGACUCCUCUAGGUAAUAGUGGACCAGAACAGACUCAUCUAGAGAGUAGUGGACCAGAACAGACUCAUCUAGGUAAUAGUGGACCAGAACAGACUCAUCUAGGUAAUAGUGGACCAGAACAGACUCAUCUAGAGAGGAGUGGACCAGAACAGACUCAUCUAGAGAGGAGUGGACCAGAACAGACUCAUCUAGAGAGGAGUGGACCAGAACAGACUCAUCUAGAGAGGAGUGGACCAGAACAGACUCAUCUAGAGAGGAGUGGACCAGAACAGACUCAUCUAGAGAGGAGUGGACCAGAACAGACUCAUCUAGAGAUGAGUGGACCAGAACAGACUCAUCUAGAGAGGAGUGGACCAGAACAGACUCAUCUAGAGAGGAGUGGACCAGAACAGACUCAUCUAGAGAGGAGUGGACCAGAACAGACUCAUCUAGAGAGGAGUGGACCAGAACAGACUCAUCUAGAGAGGAGUGGACCAGAACAGACUCAUCUAGAGAGGAGUGGACCAGAACAGACUCAUCUAGAGAGGAGUGGACCAGAACAGACUCAUCUAGAGAGGAGUGGACCAGAACAGACUCGUGGUUUGUGUUUUGGAGACAUUUUAUUAAUUCAAUGAAUAAUCUUUUUAUAGCUAGAUCUUAAACUAGUU
This is a messenger RNA of Oncorhynchus kisutch (coho salmon), 1223 nucleotides long. Its product is annotated as period circadian protein-like. The transcript has a single exon. NCBI's taxonomy places the organism in Eukaryota, Metazoa, Chordata, Actinopteri, Salmoniformes, Salmonidae. The coding region runs from base 273 to 1190 and encodes 305 amino acids. The record is from RefSeq and is a predicted model, not a curated record.